Molecule: messenger RNA, 1935 nt
Organism: Miniopterus natalensis
Lineage: Eukaryota; Metazoa; Chordata; Mammalia; Chiroptera; Miniopteridae
Gene: DPH6
Product: diphthamine biosynthesis 6
Biological process (GO): protein histidyl modification to diphthamide
Molecular function (GO): diphthine-ammonia ligase activity
Source: RefSeq, a predicted model, not a curated record
CGCCGCACGCACGCGCACUGCGCCCAGCAUGAGGGUCGCGGCUCUGAUCAGUGGUGGGAAGGACAGCUGUUACAAUAUGAUGCAGUGCAUUGCUGCCGGACAUCAGAUCGUUGCUUUAGCAAAUCUAAGACCAGCUGAAAACCAAGUGGGGUCAGAUGAACUGGAUAGCUACAUGUAUCAGACAGUGGGUCAUCAUGCCAUUGAUUUGUAUGCAGAAGCAAUGGCCCUUCCCCUCUAUCGCCGUACCAUAAGAGGAAGGAGUGUGGAUACAGGACGAGUGUACACCAAAUGUGAAGGUGAUGAGGUUGAAGAUCUCUAUGAGCUUUUGAAACUUGUUAAGGAAAAAGAAGAAGUGGAAGGGAUAUCCGUAGGUGCUAUACUUUCUGACUAUCAGCGUGUUCGAGUAGAAAAUGUGUGUAAAAGGCUUAAUCUUCAGCCUUUAGCUUACCUUUGGCAAAGAAACCAAGAAGAUUUGCUCCGAGAGAUGAUAUCAUCUAACAUUCAGGCAAUCAUCAUCAAAGUAGCAGCUUUGGGUUUAAAUCCAGAUAAGCAUCUUGGAAAAACCCUGGAACAAAUGGAGCCUUAUCUCUUAGAGCUUUCUAAGAAGUAUGGAGUCCAUGUUUGUGGAGAAGGUGGAGAGUAUGAAACAUUCACUUUGGAUUGCCCUCUAUUUAAGAAGAAAAUAAUUGUAGAUUCGUCAGAAGUGGUCACCCAUUCAGCUGAUGCGUUUGCACCUGUGGCUUACUUACGCUUUCUGGAAUUGCACUUGGAGGACAAGGUGUCCCCAGUGACUGACAACUACAGAACAUCUCAUUAUAUACACAAUUCUUAAAAGGGGGUUUUGAACAUUGUUUACUUAGCUGCCAUUUUUAUAUGAAAAAAUAUUACAUUACAUUUUCUCAAUUAUCAUGUCCAGCUUUUUCUCAUUACAUUUUUACCAUCAGAAAAAGUUAAUGCAACCAUUGAUUAAUUGGGGAAAUAUGGAUGCCAUGUUCACUCUAUUGUCCGGUUGCUCGGGGUUUACUCUCACUUGUAUAAUCACCUCCUGUUCAUGUCCUCUGUUCUACAGGAUAUGUGUCCUUUUUUUUCUCUUUUUACUUUGCUUCAUACACAACCCUCACUUCUAUGACAUUUUUCACUUUUAUCGCACUGCUUUAUUUUCCUCUUUGUCUCUCUCCUGCUCUGUGUCUGCCAGUAGCAUCAUGUGCAGAGCACUUGAAAGUGCGGAUGAAAAGCCACUUAGCCAACCGACUUCAUUCUGUUCAGUGUCACCGAAGUGCUCUGUCGUUUUGCUUUUCAGUAUAGUCAUCGUUUCAGCAUUAUUGGACGUUCAGGAAGACUAUCAUUAACUCUUACCAGUUAUUUUAUAACUGAUUUUUAAAAAGCAAUUUUUCAGUAUUACCUGUGCUGAUUUUAGGCAACUUUUAUAAAAUAGACUUUAUGUUUUAGAGCAGUUUCGAUUUCACAGCAAAACUGAGUAGAAUGUACAAUUCCCAUGUACACCCUGGCCCCACACAAACAGUCUCCCCAUAAUCUACAUCCCCCACCAGAGUGGUAUAUUUGAUACAAUUGAUGAGCCUACAUUGACAUACUGUAAUCACCCACAGUUCACAGUUUACAUUGUGAUUCACUCUUGGUAUUUGCUGUCCAUUGGGCAGAUGCAUACUGACAUGAUCCAUCAUUAUGUGUUGUACAGAAUAUUUUCACUGCCCUAAAAAUUUUCCAUGCUCCCCCUAUUUAUUGGUUACCCCCACCCCAACUUCUGCCCACCAUUGAUCUUUUUACUGUCUCCGUAGUUUUGCCUUUUCCAGAAUGUCAUAUAGUUGGAAUAAUAUAGUAUGUUGGCAUUUUAGAUUGGCUUUCACUUAGUAAUGUGCAUUUAAGGUUUCUCCAUGUCUUUUCAUGCAUUUUUAAGUGCUGAAUAAUAUUCCAUUG